UUUGUCUCUCCUCUCCAAUUCUUUACCAUUCUUUAAAGCCAAAUCCAGUCAGCAAAAUGUUAUUUCAAUUUAUCCCAUUCUUGCAUUCGUAUAAAUCGGCAAGCGAACAAUAUGGCGGUGAGAAAAUUUUUGUCAAAACAGAAAAAAUUGUAUAUCAACAGAGUGGCAGUCCAGAGAAAUAUCCCCAGAUUGAGUAAAAAAUGCCAAAAUCCACUUUUCUUCCUCUCCUGGGGGGGGGGGGGCAAAAAAAUAAUUAUAGCGCAAAGAAUAAAAUUAAUCCCGUCAAGCCUCUCCUUUGUAAAUGUUUAUUUUUUUUUUUUUUUAGUAUUCGUCAAAAUUUGUUUCAUCAGUGGCCCACUCUUGAUUAUCAUAGUUCCCCGUAAAAUUUUCAUCAUAAUAACAUUGAUCAUCGUCAUUUUCCCAAGUCUCAUUAUUUCCCUGUGGCAACCAUUGGCAUUCAUCAUAAUAUGGGUCAUUUUCAUAAUAUUCAUCCCCAUAGUAAGGGCAAAGAUUUGGUUCAACUUGUUCAUCAUCCCAGUUUUCAUUCUCAUCCCCAUUUAUUUCCCAAACUUGAUUGACUUCUGCUUGGGCUUCCUUCACCUCUAUUUCAUCCCAUCUUUUUCUAGCAUCAGCUUUAACUCUACCAUUUAA
Messenger RNA from Meloidogyne enterolobii, 651 nucleotides. The record is from the annotation of a GenBank genome assembly. NCBI's taxonomy places the organism in Eukaryota, Metazoa, Nematoda, Chromadorea, Rhabditida, Meloidogynidae.